AUGGGCGACAUCUUAUGUGGAAAAUUUUCCAGUCCCAGGUGCCUAUGCUGCCAUUAUGAAGAGAGAGAAGACUCAUCACAGCAAGAAAAUAUUCAACUGAAAGGAGAGGAUUAUAUACUGAAACCAAGAAGAAGUCUCCCAUUUGGGAAUGUCUCAUCCUACCUGCAUCUUGAGACACUGAGUGAAGGUCCUCACUCAGUGGUGUGCAAAGGAAUCAGCAGAAUAUACAGCCAGCUGGUAGCUUUGAAAGUCAUCAACCUGAAGACUGAGGAAGGAAUCCCUUUUACAGCCAUAAGAGAAGUUUCCCUCCUCAAGAGUUUGAAACAUGCCAAUAUUGUGCUCCUUCAUGACAUCAUCCAGACCAAAGAGAACCUGACUUUAGUCUUUGAGUACAUGCACACAGACCUGGCACAGUACAUGUCUCAGCAUCCUGGGGGACUUCAUCCUCAUAAUGUCAUGCUUUUCAUGUUCCAGCUUCUGAGAGGCUUGGCUCACAUCCACAAGUGCCAUAUCCUUCAUCGAGACCUGAAACCUCAGAAUUUGCUCUUAAAUUGCUACGGAGAGCUUAAGUUAGCUGAUUUUGGUCUUGCUCGUGCCAAAUCCCUCCCCAACCAAACAUACUCUGCGGAAGUGGUGACACUUGGGUAUCGUCCUCCUGAUGUUCUGCUUGGAGCCACUGACUAUUCAUCAGAUGUGGAUAUUUGGAGUGCAGGCUGCAUAUUUGUGGAGAUGGUUCACGGUCAGCCACUGUUUCCAGAUGUUUGCAGUAUCUUUGACCAGUUAGAGAAAAUCUGGAUAGUCCUGGGGAUCCCAACCGAAGAAACGUGGCCAGGAGUUUCCAGACUUUGCCACUAUAAGCCAGAUAGAGUCCUUGGCAGUUGGCCUCAGGGGCUCCAGACGAUCUGUGACAGGCUGAGCAAGGUGCCUGAGGCGGAAGACUUGGCAGCAAGAAUGUUAAAAGUGUGUCCGCAAAAUAGGAUCUCUGCACAAGAGGCACUUUUUCAUCACUUCUUCACCCCCCUGCCCUCUAAACUGGACCAGCUUUCUAAUGCACAGUCCAUCUUCACAGUACCUGGAGUGGCACUCAAACAAGAAAUGUGUGACCUCUUUUCUUCAUCUCAGAAGGGCCAUCCGGAAAACAGUUCAAGCAAGUUUUGGUGAAAGAAAGAAAGAAAGGAUUUUUUUUCAAGAGAGAAAGGAGGCAAAGAAAGAAAUCCAUACUGUUUAUCAUCACUAGCUAAGACAAAUGGGGAUAAGGUAUAUAUUUUAAGGAUCCUGGAUUUCAACUCAUAUCAUAAGCCCAGUGACUGGAUGGGGGGUGGGGGGUGGGAAGAGAUAUGGACAUAAAUACAAAGAACAAAACAUUUCUUUCUGCAGUUUCAGGAUGAAAUGCAACUCCUAGUAAUAUCAAAUUUUCCAAAGAUGGGGAGUGAAACCGAAUGGACUACAGCAUUCGUUUUAUCUUCACCACUUUGACUCUAAUUGUCCAGAACUACUACGCUACAUGGAUGGACUUUCUGCCAUCAUUAAUGGGGCUAUUGUUUUCCAGGUUCCACAUUAAUCAAACAUUAAAAAUGUGCAUUGUGGGCAGAUGAUUUAGCAACACUCAGAUGAAUUCUUUGCUCCUAAACUGUCUCAGUCAUGAAUUGUCUGUCUACAGUUUAGUCCCACAAU
Messenger RNA from Candoia aspera, 1674 nucleotides. RefSeq names its product cyclin dependent kinase 15 (gene CDK15). NCBI's taxonomy places the organism in Eukaryota, Metazoa, Chordata, Lepidosauria, Squamata, Candoiidae. The transcript is spliced from 12 exons. The coding region runs from base 1 to 1161 and encodes 386 amino acids. Gene Ontology annotation, cellular component: cytoplasm; cytosol; nucleus. Gene Ontology annotation, biological process: protein phosphorylation. The record is from RefSeq and is a predicted model, not a curated record. Gene Ontology annotation, molecular function: cyclin binding; ATP binding; cyclin-dependent protein serine/threonine kinase activity.